AUCUCACUCCCAACUCCACACAAACCUAAAACCCAAAUCUCUAUUCUCCCAUCUAACCUUUUGCAAAACCCAAUCCUAAAGUGCACUAUGAAGUUUCAAAACAUUUCUACCCUCCUAAUUGUUUGUGUUGUUUUUGGAAUUGUCUUUAGCCAUACAGGCGUAGUUGAUGCAACUCGAGUGCUCUUAGGGUCUGGACCAAGUCCAGGCGGUCCAGGACAUGGUACAAAACCUCCAGUUGAUCCAUAUACGUUCAAAGCAAAGGAAAGCGUCAAACCAUGGCUUGAAAACUUAGGUUCUGGACCAAGUCCAGGCGGUCCAGGACAUGGUACAAAACCUCCAGUUGAUCCAUAUACGUUCAAAGCAAAGGAAAGCGUCAAACCAUGGCUUGAAAACUUAGGUUCUGGACCAAGUCCAGGCGGUCCAGGACAUGGUACAAAACCUCCAGUUGAUCCAUAUACGUUCAAAGCAAAGGAAAGCGUCAAACCAUGGCUUGAAAACUUAGGUUCUGGACCAAGUCCAGGCGGUCCAGGACAUGGUACAAAACCUCCAGUUGAUCCAUAUACGUUCAAAGCAAAGGAAAGCGUCAAACCAUGGCUUGAAAACUUAGGUUCUGGACCAAGUCCAGGCGGUCCAGGACAUGGUACAAAACCUCCAGUUGAUCCAUAUACGUUCAAAGCAAAGGAAAGCGUCAAACCAUGGCUUGAAAACUUAGGUUCUGGACCAAGUCCAGGCGGUCCAGGACAUGGUACAAAACCUCCAGUUGAUCCAUAUACGUUCAAAGCAAAGGAAAGCAUCAAACCAUGGCUUGAAAACUUAGGUUCUGGACCAAGUCCAGGCGGUCCAGGACAUGGUACAAAACCUCCAGUUGAUCCAUAUACGUUCAAAGCAAAGGAAAGCGUCAAACCAUGGCUUGAAAACUUAGGUUCUGGACCAAGUCCAGGCGGUCCAGGACACGGCACAAAACCUCCAGCACACGUCGCCUAGAUGGUGCCAUCUCUGGGUUUCGUAGAUUAACUAUAAGUGAAGUAAUUAUGAAUGAAGUGUAAUUAUUGAAUCAGCUAAGAAUGAAGUUAGGAUAAAAUGUAAUACCAAGCUGAUUCAAUAUAAUCAUAAUAAAUGAAACCCUUCUUUAUUUUUGUUCACCAA
Molecule: messenger RNA, 1146 nt
Organism: Cucumis sativus (cucumber)
Lineage: Eukaryota; Viridiplantae; Streptophyta; Magnoliopsida; Cucurbitales; Cucurbitaceae
Product: basic proline-rich protein-like
Exons: 2
Coding region: 88-984 (298 amino acids)
Biological process (GO): defense response
Source: RefSeq, a predicted model, not a curated record